AUGGACGACAGGAUGGACAUCGACUCCGAACCACGAGGCCUCAAGCGGCCGGCGCCAGACGCAGACGCAGACCACAACCCGCCAGCAGAGCGCCCGUCCAAGAUACAGGCGCUGGACCCCGAUGUUAUCAACAAGAUCGCUGCCGGAGAGAUCAUCGUGGCUCCCAUGCAUGCAUUGAAGGAGCUGAUCGAGAAUUCGGUGGACGCUGGCUCGACGUCGGUUGAGAUUAUGGUCAGAGAGGGCGGGUUGAAGCUGCUCCAGAUCACGGAUAAUGGCCAUGGAAUCGAUAACGAUGACCUGCCGAUCCUGUGUGAGAGGUUUACGACCUCCAAGCUCAAGGCCUUCGAGGACCUCUCCUCCAUCGCUACGUAUGGGUUCCGGGGUGAGGCCCUGGCCAGUAUCAGCCAUGUUGCCCAUCUGGCGGUGACGACGAAGACGGCCGGCUCGAGCUGUGCCUGGAGGGCUCACUACAGUGACGGAAAGCUCGUACCGGCUAAGCCAGGACAGAGUGCGGCUCCCAAGCCCAUUGCCGGGCGGAGAGGCACCCAGAUUACCGUUGAGGAUCUGUUCUACAACGUCCCCACGAGGCGGCGUGCGUUUCGAUCGGCGAGCGAGGAGUAUGCAAAGAUCCUUGAUAUCGUUGGUCGGUAUGCGGUGCACUGCAGUGGAACCGCAUUCUCCUGCAAGAAGCACGGAGAGGCCGGUGUCAGCCUGUCAACCUCCGUGAGCUCCUCCAUAGUCGACCGGAUAAGGCAGCUGCACGGCGGCUCCGUGGCCAGUGAACUCGUCUCCAUCCAGGUCGACGACAAGAAAUGGGGGUGUCGGACGUCGGCCUGGGUCACCAACGCCAACUACCACGCCAAACGGACCACGCUCCUCAUCUUCAUCAACCACCGCGCUGUCGAGUCGACGUCGAUAAAGAGGGCGGUGGAACAGACUUAUUCUACCUUUCUCCCAAAGGGUGGACACCCAUUUGUGUAUCUUGAUCUCGAGAUCGAGCCACACCGUCUGGAUGUUAACGUUCACCCCACGAAGCGAGAGGUUAAUUUCUUAAACGAAGAUGAAAUCAUCGAGUCUAUAUGCAGCGCCAUCAGGGCCAAGCUUGCUGCUGUGGACUCCAGUCGCACCUUCAUGACACAGACCUUGCUCCCAGGAAUCUACACACCCGACGCACCCGCACCACCUUCAACCGGAGACGCCUCUUUGACCGGGGAAGGCGAAAAGCUGGCUCUCCGAACCCUGGCAGGUGUGAAGCGGCCGUAUGAAAACAACCUUGUGCGAACAGAUGCGAAGUUGCGGAAGAUAACAUCCAUGCUACCCCCUGCAAAUUCGGAGAUAGGAUCUGGCGAUAAACAAGCGACGCCUCGAAAUGGUCAUCAGGGACUUGCUUAUCAAAAGGUCAAUCGGGAGGCGGUCAGUAUUCGUCUGACUUCCGUCAAAAACUUGCGUGCCUCCGUUCGCUCCUCGAUGCAUAAUAACCUCACCGAAAUAUUCGCUUCCAACACCUACGUCGGCCUCGUAGAUGAACGGCGUAGAGUUGCGGCUCUACAGUCGGGCGUCAAACUAUACCUAGUCGAUUACGGCAUGGUGUGUAACGAAUUCUUCUACCAGCUUGGACUCACCAAUUUCGGAAACUUCGGGUGUAUCAAUCUCGAGUCGUCUCCAAAAUUGGUCGACCUGCUCUCCCUCGCUGCAGAAGUAGAGCGCGAUGAAUACUAUCGUAGCAAGCAACAUACCGACUCUUCGUCUGACGGAGACGUGGCGUCGGUGACCUCAGAUGGUAGUCGCGGAGCCGAUGAGGGGAUGGGUGUCGAUUUCACCUCUAUCGCAGCUACCGUUGCGAAGCAUCUAAUCGAUCGCAGGGAGAUGCUAAGGGAGUAUUUCUCUCUUUCGAUAUCUGAAGAUGGAAGUCUAUUAUCUAUACCCCUCCUGUUGAAGGGAUAUAUGCCCUCACUAGCAAAACUCCCACGUUUCCUCCUCCGCCUAGGCCCAUACGUCGACUGGAGCGGUGAGGAAGCUUGCUUCCGCACCUUUCUAACGGAGUUAGCUGCCUUCUACACACCCGAACAACUCCCAACUCCCCCUUCUGCAUCUCGAAGCGAUCGUCGCGACCAAGAUAGUUCGGCUCAGGCCAGUGCUCGGCCCGGCAGUCCGCACUCUACAUCCUCGGAUGUUUCCAAGGGAAGUCAACAGACUGAUCAAUCAUCCAGUCUCGACGAGGCUGAAACGGAAGAUGAGUCAAUUACUCGUCGUCGAGAUCAGUUGUCAUGGAUGCUAGAACAUACCUUAUUCCCCGCUAUACGGUCACGACUAGUUGCCACAAACAACCUUGUCCGAGGCGUGGUUGAAGUAGCAGACCUAAAAGGACUCUAUCGGGUCUUUGAACGUUGCUAG
Messenger RNA from Arthroderma uncinatum, 2394 nucleotides. RefSeq names its product DNA mismatch repair protein mutL. Gene Ontology annotation, molecular function: mismatched DNA binding; ATP hydrolysis activity; ATP-dependent DNA damage sensor activity. Lineage: Eukaryota; Fungi; Ascomycota; Eurotiomycetes; Onygenales; Arthrodermataceae. Gene Ontology annotation, biological process: mismatch repair. The coding region runs from base 1 to 2394 and encodes 797 amino acids. The record is from RefSeq and is a predicted model, not a curated record. The transcript has 4 exons. Gene Ontology annotation, cellular component: MutLalpha complex.